GCGAGGCGUUCAAGAAGGAUGCAGAUAGCCUCGUCGCGGAGGGCGCGGUUCUGGAUUGGGGUCACGAGGACGGCUGGAAGGCCAAAGUUGUACCCAAGUUCACGGAUUCCAAGGACGUCAAAACAGUACUCGAGGAUUGCAUUUGCAUCGCUGACUUGAUCAAGGUCGAGACGUACAUUUGGGAUUAA
Molecule: messenger RNA, 188 nt
Organism: Aphanomyces invadans
Lineage: Eukaryota; Oomycota; Saprolegniomycetes; Saprolegniales; Verrucalvaceae
Exons: 1
Source: RefSeq, a predicted model, not a curated record